GGGACCUGUAAGUUGUGCUUGUUAAAAUUUUCAGGCUAAGUCAACGUUUUCUCAAAAGUUAUCUACUGCAGCUUUAAUAGUAACAACUCUGUCUCUAAGAUACCAUAUUUAAAAAAAAUUGCCUAGUGGAAAAUUAAAUGGAUUUAUAAUAGAGACUUGUGAUAUCUAGUGACCAGAAUAUCAUAAAGACUUGUGGGUGGGCUCUAGCAACCACAUAGCCCCACCCACAGCACCUUGAUGGUGAGUUUUGCACAGUCAAGCUCCCAAAAUAUAGCUGUGAUGUGUUUAAAAUUUUAGUUGAACAUUGUUUAAGGCUACUACUGUAUCUGAAUGCAUCGUAGUGAAGGUUUUCUUAUUGUUUUGGUAGUAUAUCGAGUGAUUGAGGACCGUCUGUGCCCAUAAACUUUAAUCACUUUCCUGAAAGACACUGCUGGUACGCCAACGUAGGAUGACAUCAUCUCACCAUGUGGAGACUGGACGCUGAUGGAUUUAGAGGGGGAGACAAAGAGAAAUGGAUGGAAAGAGAGAGAGGGAGAGUGGGAGGAAGAGAGUGAGGAAAGAAGAGCUUGAACGUUGUGUCUUUAGUCACCCUUCUCCACGCCCACCGGUACUGUGAUGAAGCAGGAGGAUUGGGGGCGGUGUCAUGGCAACCGUGUGGGAAGCUGUCCGUCACACAAGCUUUCAAGAAGAAGUGUCCGUUAAAGAGAUCAGCAUCACGCAUCUCGUCAAAGAGGGCUCGGAAAAGGCCGACCCACAGCAGUUUGAGCUCCGUAAGGUGCUUGGACAGGGCUCUUUUGGAAAGGUGUUUUUGGUGAAGAAGACAACAGGCCCAGAUGCAGGACAGCUAUACGCAAUGAAAGUGCUUAAAAAAGCCACACUAAAAGUUCGAGAUCGGGUCAGGACUAAGAUGGAGCGGGACAUCCUGGUGGAGGUUAAUCAUCCCUUUAUUGUUAAGCUACACUAUGCAUUCCAGACCGAAGGAAAGCUCUAUCUGAUUCUGGACUUUUUAAGAGGAGGCGAUCUCUUUACUCGACUGUCAAAAGAGGUGAUGUUUACAGAGGAGGAUGUGAAGUUUUAUCUGGCUGAACUGGCUUUGGCUCUGGAUCAUCUGCAUGGUUUAGGCAUCAUCUACAGAGAUCUGAAACCAGAGAACAUUCUCUUGGAUGAGGAAGGCCACAUAAAGCUGACAGAUUUUGGACUUAGUAAGGAGUCGAUCGAUCAUGAAAAUAAAGCAUAUUCUUUCUGCGGGACGGUAGAGUACAUGGCUCCCGAGGUGGUGAACCGAAGAGGACACACUUAUAGUGCUGACUGGUGGUCUUACGGUGUACUCAUGUUUGAAAUGCUGACUGGAACGCUGCCUUUCCAAGGCAAGGACCGCAAGGAAACCAUGACUAUGAUCCUAAAGGCGAAGCUGGGAAUGCCUCAGUUUCUGAGCUCAGAAGCUCAGAGUCUCCUCAGGAGUCUUUUCAAACGAAACCCUUCCAAUAGAUUAGGUGCUGGUGCAGAUGGAGUUGAGGAGAUAAAGAGACACCCGUUUUAUUCUACCAUUGACUGGAAUAAACUAUUUAGAAGAGAGCUUUACCCGCCCUUCAAACCAGCCUCUGGGAGACCAGACGACACAUUCUACUUUGACCCAGAAUUUACAGCAAAAACUCCCAAAGACUCACCAGGUGUACCCCCUAGUGCCAAUGCCAAUCAACUCUUCAGAGGUUUUAGUUUUGUGGCCAUCAGCUCAGAAGAAGAGUCUCAACCCCUGCAGAACAGUAUGAGCUCUAUAGUACAGCAGCUUCACAGAAACGUGUCACAGUUUAAUGACGCAUACGAAGUGAAGGAGGAUAUCGGAGUUGGCUCGUAUUCUAUCUGCAGACGCUGCAUACAGAAAAGCACAGGCAUGGAGUAUGCCGUGAAGAUAAUCAAUAAAGCUAAACGGGAUCCAACGGAUGAGGUGGAAAUUCUGUUACGCUAUGGACAACAUCCAAAUAUAAUCACCUUGAAAGACGUGUACGAUGAUGGCCGCUCGGUGUAUCUGGUGACAGAACUGCUAAAGGGAGGGGAAUUGCUGGAUAAGAUCCUCAGACAGAAGUUCUUCUCAGAACGGGAGGCCAGCGCUGUGUUGUACACCAUCACGAAGACUGUGGAGUACCUGCAUACUCAAGGGGUGGUUCACAGGGAUCUAAAGCCCAGUAACAUCCUUUAUGUUGAUGAAUCUGGGAAUCCCGAAUCCAUCAGGAUCUGCGACUUCGGCUUUGCCAAGCAGCUGAGAGCGGAAAACGGACUGCUGAUGACCCCAUGUUAUACUGCCAACUUUGUGGCCCCUGAGGUGCUGAAGAAACAGGGUUAUGACGCUGCCUGUGAUAUCUGGAGUUUAGGUGUCCUUCUGUACACAAUGUUAACUGGAUUUACGCCAUUUGCUAAUGGCCCCGAGGACACCCCGGAAGAGAUUCUGGCUCGAAUCGGCAGUGGGAAGUUUUCUCUCACUGGCGGAUACUGGAACUCUGUUUCACUCGAGGCAAAGGACUUGGUGUCUAAGAUGUUGCAUGUAGACCCUCAUCAGAGACUAACAGCUGCGCAGGUGUUGAGACAUCCCUGGAUCGUUCACAAAGACCAGCUCCCCAAAUACCAGCUGAACAGACACGACGCCCCCCAUCUGGUUAAGGGGGCGAUGGCUGCUACAUACUCUGCCUUGAAUAGGAGUGUUCCUCCCGUGCUGGAGCCCGUGGGCUGUUCUAUUCUUGCUCAGCGCAGAGGAGUGAAAAAACUGACCUCCACUGCUUUAUGAGCUAAUACCUUCCUCCUCCAACCCCCAUGACCUCUAGCUUGGUUUCAGCACAGCCUGAACUCGGCUUGCUUGCUGCCCACCUUGAGUCGAGGCCUUUAGAAUCAAGUGUAGAUUCUGAGGACCCCUAAUGGACACUCAAAAUCUUCCUUUACUAGUUACUUUGAGGGCCAAUAAGAACAGUUCGCCCUGUACAAUCAUGCCUCUGCUUCCAAACGCAAACCGUUUCUGUGGACUAUUUCUGAGGAGCUAAUCAUGUAUGAAUAUAAGCAUACUGUAAAAAAAAAAAAAAAAGCUAAGAUGUUAAUGAAAUCAGGGAGGAUGGGGAUUUUCAAGGAUGACAACAAAUUACUGCACCAAACCAUGAACACAGUUGCGAAAAGCUCCAGUUGUAUGGGGAUGUCAUUUAUAGGAAAUGUUCCUGUCAGUUCGAAACUGAUUAUUAAAAUUGUAUCUAGUUCUGCUCUACUAUUUUACAUCAGGAACGCCAUAUAGCAUAUUUAAACCCCACCAAACCAUAACUGCUAUGGUGUAUCCCAGCAAACCUUGUACUCCUGUCAUCUUUUAACAACAAACUAGGACAAAACCCUCUCAGCAGACCCAUACAAGACUGUAAGUCAAGUUGAAUGUUUGUAUGAUGGCUGCUGGCGUUAAUGUGAACAAGGUCCAAAGCACAAAAAUGCGGUGGAAGCCUACAUGUAAACGGCACAGAAUGUCAAAUAGAGAACUCAGGUGAAACGCAAUACAUUAUACAAAAAAAAAAAAAAAGAAUAUUAAAAUAAGCUGAGACGGAAAUGUAUAUGGCUGUAUCGCCUCACCUAAAACCUGCUGACCUGUGUAUUUGUUGGUUUGUAGGGAUGUACAGAAAUGCUCAGAGAUAUAUGUAGUAACUUUUUUAAGUGACUACUUACAGCCUUGACAUAUUUUUAUAAAUGUGCAUGGGCAAGAUGCUAUAUUAGCUAGUAGCUCUGUGGAAGUGGUCAUGUUUAUUAGCAUGACUGAUUAUGUUUUUUCCCCCCCUUUUUUUAAAACCACUCGAAUUCCUUGCAGGUUUGUGUUUUUUUUUUUUUUUCUGAGCAAUUUUAAAUAUGUUGUACAUUUUCUUUUCAUCUCAGUUGUUUUUUUCCUGUCCUGGAAGAGAGCUAGAAAUGUUGCUGUCCAUAUAAGCUGCUAUCCUGUUCUUUCUUUUGUACAUGUAGAAAAUAAAUUUUGCCAUUUUUUAA
This is a messenger RNA of Pimephales promelas (fathead minnow), 3999 nucleotides long. NCBI's taxonomy places the organism in Eukaryota, Metazoa, Chordata, Actinopteri, Cypriniformes, Leuciscidae. The record is from RefSeq and is a predicted model, not a curated record.